CUUUCUUACUUCCACAAUCACAAUAACGUAUAAUACUUCCAAACUCCAUUUCCCUCUUCUUCUUCUUCUUUCCUAUCCAGAAUCCGUUCGCUUUUUAGCGGCAUUUAUCUUUUUUAAAAAGAAAAUCAAUUUAGCUGCUGCUAAUACUUGGGGAAAGAAGAAAAACAGGCCAUGGAAGUAGAACCAGCAGCAGCCUCUACAGGAACCAGGCCGACCCUUUCAAGAAAAGCAUCCACCGCCUCCUCCUUCCGCCUCCGCAGCCCCAGCCUCAACUCUCUCCGUCUCCGCCGCAUUUUCGAUCUCUUCGACAAGAAUGGCGACGGCAUGAUAACUGUUCAAGACCUCAGCCAAGCGCUUAGCCUUUUAGGGCUCGAAGCUGAUUUCUCAGAACUUGAAUCCACCAUCAGGUCUCAUAUCAGACCCGGCAACGACGGGCUUGCGUUUGAGGAUUUCUUUUCGCUUCAUCAGUCGUUGGACGAGGCAUUCUUUAGCUACGACGAUGAGGAGGUGGAGGCUAACGGAGUCGAUGCUGUGACCCAGGAAGAGUCUGAUCUAACGGAGGCUUUUAAGGUGUUUGAUGAAGAUGGCGAUGGUUACAUUUCUGCUCAUGAGCUUCAGGUUGUGUUGAGGAAACUCGGCAUGCCUGAAGCUAAAGAGAUUGAAAGGGUUCAACAGAUGAUCUGUUCCGUCGAUCGCAAUCACGAUGGCCGCGUCGAUUUCUUCGAGUUUAAAGAUAUGAUGCGGAGUGUUCUUGUUCGCAGCUCUUGAUUUUCGAUUAGAUGUUUUCUCACUCUCAUUUCUUAUAUAUUUGAUGUUUUCAUUUUGGUAAAUUUGGUCUUUUCGUUUGGUAGUUAAAUGGUAUGGUGGUGAUAUUCAGGUUUUUGUACACAGAUUAUAAUAUUGAAAAGACCAUUUGAAUUGUAUAAGAUGAUCAAUGGGGCAAAUUUUCUUUCCAUUUUCUUCA
This is a messenger RNA of Ricinus communis (castor bean), 964 nucleotides long. RefSeq names its product calcium-binding allergen Bet v 3. The transcript has a single exon. The coding region runs from base 172 to 768 and encodes 198 amino acids. The record is from RefSeq and is a predicted model, not a curated record. Gene Ontology annotation, molecular function: calcium ion binding. NCBI's taxonomy places the organism in Eukaryota, Viridiplantae, Streptophyta, Magnoliopsida, Malpighiales, Euphorbiaceae.